Messenger RNA from Magnolia sinica, 1350 nucleotides. RefSeq names its product gibberellin 2-beta-dioxygenase 6. The record is from RefSeq and is a predicted model, not a curated record. The transcript has 3 exons. Gene Ontology annotation, molecular function: dioxygenase activity. The coding region runs from base 100 to 1092 and encodes 330 amino acids. Lineage: Eukaryota; Viridiplantae; Streptophyta; Magnoliopsida; Magnoliales; Magnoliaceae.
UGAAAGUCGGUUGGAUGUGAGCAUUUCUCCUACUUAAAGCCCCACCAGGUUAUCAUCUAAGCACGUUGACUGCUACAGCUAGAAGGAAUAGAGAGUAACAUGUGGAGACCAAACAUCUCUUCCUACCCACCUCCCUUUCGCCAAUCCAACUACCACCACAAACAGGCUCAUUCUGACCGUCCACCACCCGUGGCCCAUCCGUUACCCAUCAUAGACCUCCAACACCUAAAUCCCAACUCCCUUGGAGAAGCCUGUGGAGAUUGGGGCCUCUUCCUUUUAACCAACCAUGGAAUCCCACCAAUCCUGACCACCCAAAUCCAAGACCAUGCCAAGAUCCUAUUCUCCCUGCCCUUUGAUUCCAAAGAGACCCAAAUCACCAAUCAUCCCAUCACAUACUUUUGGGGUACCCCAGCUAUCUCACAAAAUGUCCAAAACCUCAAUUGGGUUGAAAGCUUCCAUGCUCCUCUCAAACACUUGCAAGAUGGUGGACACAAAAUCCACCCCAUGUUGGAGUCUUUCAGGUGCAUGUUGGAGGAGUACGGGCGGCACAUGGUACGAGUUGCUCGACAACUUUUCGAAGCCCUGGCCAUGAACUUGGCAUUCGACCCAAUACAGAAGGCGUCCUACCUAUCGGAUUCUGAUGGGCUAUUGCGAGUCUACCGCUACCCAUGUUGUCCCAUGACGACUGGUGAAUUCUUUGGCAUGGAUGCUCACACGGAUAGCUCGGUACUCUCCAUACUCAAUCAAGAUGAGGUAGGAGGCUUGCAAGUCCUUAAGGACCUCAAAUGGGUCGAUGUAAGGCCGAUCCCAGGCACGCUUGUGGUGAACCUUGGCGACAUGAUGCAGGCCAUGAGCAACGAAGAAUACAAGAGUGUGAAACAUAGGGUGGUGGUGAAUGGAAGGAGGGAGAGGUUCUCCAUAUGCUAUUUUGCUUUUCCCAUGGAAGAUGGUGCCAUUCAUAGUUCAAAAUACAAGACAUUCACGUACAAGGAUUUCAGGGCCAAAGUGCAAGAAGACAUCAAGACCACAGGUUUCAAGGUUGGUCUGGACCGUUUCAAGCUCAAACAGCCGGACUCGGGUCUCGGGGCUUGACCCGAAACUUUUCUUCAUGGGUUUUCUUUCCUUUUGAUGUAUUUUGCCGACACUCGUACAACCACAUGUUUAUUGUACUGAGUAGUUGCCAUAGCUAGUAAUGAUGCCAUCAUUAAAUUCGGGUAGGUUAAGGACCUUUUUGAACACUAGAAAAGUGAUGUUUUCUUCUAUUCACGGAUUGGUGUUUAGCGAGCUAGCAUUUGAGCAUUAAUUUCGUCUGCCAAUUUGAAACUGGGGAUGCAAAACCAAGUUUUAGGA